Leptopilina boulardi is the source of this 2095-nucleotide messenger RNA. It is a transcript of the gene Hel25E, whose product is annotated as ATP-dependent RNA helicase WM6. Gene Ontology annotation, biological process: mRNA splicing, via spliceosome; mRNA export from nucleus. The record is from RefSeq and is a predicted model, not a curated record. The transcript is spliced from 9 exons. Gene Ontology annotation, molecular function: ATP binding; RNA binding; RNA helicase activity. The coding region runs from base 147 to 1421 and encodes 424 amino acids. NCBI's taxonomy places the organism in Eukaryota, Metazoa, Arthropoda, Insecta, Hymenoptera, Figitidae.
UUUGGCGUUGUCUGCCUGCUAGUCAUUACACUAUUUAAUUUAGUGUAGUUGAGAGAAUUUCCGGUGUGUGUGCGAUCUUUUUCAGGAAGACUACGUAACUGUAGCGUCUCUUCCAUUAUAUCAAUAAAUUAUAAAUAAUAAUAAAAAUGGCCGAUAACGACGAUCUUUUGGAUUACGAGGAUGAGGAACAAACCGAGCAGGUUGUCGAUGGAAGUGGUGAUGCUCCUGCAAAGAAGGAAGUUAAAGGUACCUACGUGUCAAUCCAUAGCAGUGGAUUCAGAGACUUCCUUCUUAAGCCGGAAAUCCUGCGAGCCAUCGUCGAUUGCGGUUUUGAACAUCCUUCUGAAGUUCAGCAUGAAUGCAUUCCACAGGCAGUUCUUGGCAUGGAUAUUCUUUGCCAAGCCAAAUCCGGUAUGGGAAAAACUGCCGUGUUUGUUCUCGCGACACUUCAACAACUCGAACUCACAGAAAAUCAAGUCUAUGUACUUGUAAUGUGUCACACACGAGAACUUGCAUUCCAAAUUAGCAAAGAAUACGAGAGGUUCAGUAAAUACAUGCCGGCAGUGAAGGUGGCUGUAUUCUUUGGAGGUUUGCCUAUUCAGAAGGAUGAAGAGGUUUUAAAAAGUUCAUGUCCUCAUAUCGUAGUUGGAACACCAGGUCGUAUUUUGGCGCUAGUCCGGAGCAAGAAACUCAAUUUGAAGCAUUUGAAACAUUUUAUUCUGGACGAAUGUGACAAAAUGCUCGAACUGUUAGAUAUGAGAAGAGACGUACAAGAAAUAUUCCGAAGUACACCACAUGGCAAACAAGUGAUGAUGUUCAGCGCCACUUUAUCAAAGGAGAUACGACCAGUCUGCAAGAAAUUCAUGCAAGAUCCCAUGGAAGUCUACGUGGAUGAUGAAGCGAAACUCACGUUACAUGGUUUGCAGCAGCAUUACGUGAAAUUGAAAGAAAAUGAAAAGAACAAAAAAUUGUUUGAACUUCUUGAUGUUCUUGAAUUCAAUCAGGUUGUGAUCUUUGUUAAAUCUGUACAAAGGUGUAUGGCAUUGGCAACAUUAUUGACUGAUCAAAAUUUCCCAGCUAUUGGAAUUCAUCGUGGAAUGACACAAGAAGAAAGAUUGUCACGUUAUCAACAAUUUAAAGAUUUUCAGAAGAGAAUUUUAGUAGCAACUAAUUUAUUCGGAAGAGGAAUGGAUAUUGAACGAGUGAAUAUUGUUUUCAAUUAUGAUAUGCCAGAGGAUUCGGAUACAUAUUUACAUAGAGUAGCGAGAGCCGGACGUUUUGGCACAAAGGGAUUGGCGAUUACUUUCGUGAGUGACGAGAGUGAUGCUAAAAUAUUGAACGACGUUCAAGAACGAUUUGACGUCAAUAUUACGGAAUUACCAGAUGAAAUUGAUCUCGCCUCUUAUAUUGAGGGACGAUAGAUUUUAAGCAUUUAAAUUUUCAAUUAACCAAGAAGAAUAUUCCAUUGAAUGUUAAAAUUGAAACACGAAAAUGUUCGUCGUAUGUAAAGGACUAAAAUGGAAAUCAUUUUUAUAUUCUGCAAUCGACUCGUUUAUGAAGUACUAUUUUUUAAGAGUGACUUGUGAAGUUUAAUUAUAAUAAUUAAAGAAAGCAAAAAAUCCGGUUCCUUUUAUUAUUAUUAUAUUAUCGGAAAAAACAUUUAUAAUUAAUUAAAUGAGAAUAUUGUUCCUUUAGUAUAAAAAAACACACACACACACUGAAAAUCGGUAAUUUUUCAAUUUGAAAUUACCAAAUAAAUUUUGAAACUUUGUAGUACGUAAUGUAGUGGUAUGUAAUAUCUACAAUACAGUACAAAAAAAAUGUGGUGAACAAACAAAAAAAAAAAAACUUGUAUUUUGAUAACAAUUUUUUAUUGUCCAUUCAGUUACAAUUUUUUGUCCAAUAUUAUUUGUAAUUUGAAUUGAUAAUUUUAGGACCAAUUUGUAAAUGUUUAAGUACUUACUAUUGUAUUUAAUUUUUCAUUUGAAAGUAACGAAAUUAUUCAUUGAUCAUCUUUUUUUUAAUCUAAUUAUUUCAUAGAGUAUGUAAAUAAGUAUUUUUUCAGUAGUCAAUAAAAUAACACGUCUUACCCAUA